AUGUAUGGUACAAAAACUACUCGCUGUAUUCGCAAUAGGCAAGCUUUACCUUAUGGGGGCAUGCCUUCGUCUGCGUUAAAUAGGAAAAUGGAAGAAACUAAUACACUUCUUAUUGAUGCCAUUGCCCAAGUGAACGCUUUCCACGAUCAAGAAGAUUAUUAUACCGACUAUGCGCGAGGGCAGAUCGUUGAUCGGAAGUUAAAAGAAUCCUGGUUAGAAAGUGAUCUAUCACGUAAAGACCUUAUGCAUUUGCAAUCUGUCUUGAAUUUGCGAUAUCAUAGCUCUCGGGGUCAAGUUGCCAACCUAGUGCAUCAUCCCGAAUUAUCUUUAGGUUUUUUGGGAAAUGAUUCUCAAGGAAUGCAAAUGGGCCCCAAUCUUAAUCUUGCUCGAACACAAAUGCAAAGUCGAAGUUCUGGUUUAGUUCAAGCGAUGGGGGUUAAUGCUGACACUCAAGUUUCUGAAAGGCCAUGGUCAGAGCAAUCUAUAAAAAUUGGUCGAGAUAAACUGCACGGAAGACUUAAAGAUAAUACCUAUGUUUUUUCUACACAAAGAGAAGGGAAAAUUAAUGAAGUAGCCCCACCCAGUAAAACUAAUUAUGCAGGGCACACUAUAAUGCGAAAUCCUGAAGAGUGGCAAAAAAUACUUUCCGGUGGGAAUUAUUGUCCAUAUAAUGAGUUAAUUCGUAAGUAUACUAAUUCUGGCAAUAACGCGCUUUCUUAUGUGCCGUGGUGGCAUGUUAUGGGAGAAAUUAAAUUACCUGUACAAAAAUAUGAUAAGCAAUAUGGUAAUACAACUGGUUUACAUAUUACUCCCUCAAAAAACAAAAACAUAAUGUUGCAAAAGGCAGAUCAAUCGUGGAAUCUCCAGCAAGAUGCUAAUACAACUGGUUUACAUACUACUCCCUCAAAAAAUAGAAACAUAAUGUUACAGAAGUCAGAUCAAUCGUGGGGUCUUCAGCAGGAC
Diversispora eburnea is the source of this 963-nucleotide messenger RNA. NCBI's taxonomy places the organism in Eukaryota, Fungi, Glomeromycota, Glomeromycetes, Diversisporales, Diversisporaceae. The record is from the annotation of a GenBank genome assembly.